Molecule: messenger RNA, 606 nt
Organism: Chelonus insularis
Lineage: Eukaryota; Metazoa; Arthropoda; Insecta; Hymenoptera; Braconidae
Product: general odorant-binding protein 56d-like
Exons: 5
Coding region: 78-509 (143 amino acids)
Biological process (GO): sensory perception of smell
Molecular function (GO): odorant binding
Source: RefSeq, a predicted model, not a curated record
ACAGAAUAUAAAUAAUCAAACAACAAACAUCUUUCGUUACAAUUUGUUUUACCGUUCAAGUGAAAACAUCCAUCAUUAUGAAUGCUGCAAUUGUAUUUCUUGUUGUCUGUGCAGCUGCUGUAGAGGUACUUGCUGGACCUCAUGGACACAAUGGACAUCAUGAGAAAAUGAAAAAAGUUAUGGAAGAGUGUAUUGCAUCGACUGGGGCAGAUCCUGAGUUAAUCAAAGCUGCAAAAAAUGGCGAAACUAUUACCGAUAAAAAAGUAAAAUGCUUCACUACAUGUAUAGGCAAAAAAAUGGGCUCAAUAAAUGAAGAUGGCACCUUCAAUAAAGAAGUGAUCAAUAAAAUGGCAAUGCAUGCUCCUGAAGAACGCCGAGAAGAAAUGCAACAAUCACUCGCCAAAUGCACUGAAAUAACUGGCGAAGAUGAAUGUGAUAACGGAUAUCGCUUCUUCGAGUGCAUACGCCCAUACAUGAGACAUCGCCAACGUAAACAGAACUCAGAAUAAACAUGGCAGUUUGAUCCAAUAAAUAUCUUCAUUGGAUAUUGCUGACUUAAUUAUGUUUCCUUGCAAAAAUAAUAAUAAUAUGUAACUGUUAUUGAAA